This is a messenger RNA of Brassicogethes aeneus, 1258 nucleotides long. Lineage: Eukaryota; Metazoa; Arthropoda; Insecta; Coleoptera; Nitidulidae. The record is from the annotation of a GenBank genome assembly.
CGAAUACCUUCGUGACUAAUUUUAAUUUGACUUAACCUAUAAAAAUACAAUAAAUGAUUUUUUUCGAAUAAAACCAUAUGUAAUUCAAUAAUGUCGCAGCCAAACGAACGAAUUAUUCCAAUAAAAAUCGAGGGAAGAGAAAACACAACAGAUUUAGAUAAUCUAGAAGAGGCUAGCUCAUUAUCACCAAAUAUAGAAAUUGCAAGUAUUUCCCAUAAUGAAAACAACAACAGUCAGGUGGAAAAAUCAAAAUUCACGGACAUUUUCAAUAAAAAAAAUAUCAACGAUAUUAAAGAGUUUAAACCAAAGAUGUCAUAUUCCCAAAUAACAAAAAAAUGUGAUAAUGAAACACUUAAAAGGAAUUCAAACGAAAAUAAUUUAAGACUUCUAAGAGAAGAUGCAAUAACAAAGUAUAAUAUUAAAACUCUAUCUCAAGUUUUGAUUAAAGAGGAUGAACACUUUAAGAAAUACAUGCACUUUAAGGGACAAUUUAAAAAUGAAAUUGAAAUUCUAAGCUCAUUUGACAAGCCCUAUGUUUGGGAAAAAGUAGUUUUUAUUAUUGACUGUGGUGAGGAUGAAAACGUAACUCCUUUCAACAUAAACAACAGAAACCUAAGUGCCUUGGAGGCAAUAAAACUAAGAAUUUGCAUGUAUGUCAAUCAAAAAAAAAAUUUAAGCCAGGAGAGGUUACAUGAAUUUGGCAUUAUUGUGAUGACCACACAUUCUGCCUUUUGGUAUUUAAACUUCACAAAGAACACUGAUUUGGUUAAAAACAAAAUUUGGGAUUUGGAAAGCUUUCCAGUUGAGGACAUUUUUAAUUUUGACAGUGUUUUUGAACUUUUACAAGAGAUCCCUCAGCCCAAUCAUCAUGAAAGUCCUAACAAUGAUACACCUAUUUACAUAUUGCACCCGAUAAUAUUUUAUAACCGAUCCUAUACAAUUCCCAUGUUUGAUAAUUGUCACAAGGGUUAUCUGGAAAAUAGUCAUAUUGCGUUGGAUAUCAUAAUGUCCCAUGAAAAUAAGGGGACAGAUAAUAGAGUUGACGAUAUUUGUCAAGUAUUCAAAUUGAUGCAAAAAAUUAACAAGCAGAAUAUUUUUGUUCCUAUUGGUAGAAGUUAUAAAAAGUUUGUUAGCGCUUCUUAUUCAAUAUUAGGGCAUCCAAUGAAAAGGGGCUUGCAAGUUAUCAAAGAUUAACUUGUUAUAUUUUAUUCAAUGAAAAGGGGCUUGCAAGUUAUCAAAGAUUAACUUGUUAUAUUUU